Messenger RNA from Colletotrichum abscissum, 1104 nucleotides. RefSeq lists its product as uncharacterized. Gene Ontology annotation, molecular function: D-serine ammonia-lyase activity. Lineage: Eukaryota; Fungi; Ascomycota; Sordariomycetes; Glomerellales; Glomerellaceae. Gene Ontology annotation, biological process: D-serine catabolic process. The record is from RefSeq and is a predicted model, not a curated record. The transcript has a single exon. The coding region runs from base 1 to 1104 and encodes 367 amino acids.
AUGUACACUGUCAAUGUGGGAGACGGGCUAGACAGCCUAGACACACCUUCCAUGAUCGUGGAUCUCGACCUCAUGGAAGCAAACAUCAAGAAGCUAUUCGACAGCCUACUACCCACCGGAGUCAACAUCCGCCCUCACCUCAAGACAACAAAGAGUGCAGCUCUUGCCGGAAAGCUUGCUGCCGCCGGUGCCAAAGGCUGCUGUGUGGCCAAAGUGUCAGAAGCAGAAGCCAUCACGGCGGCGGGCUUCGACGACAUCCUCAUUACGUGCGAAAUCAUUGGCAGACCGAAAGUGAAGCGUCUUGUUGAACUAUUUAAGAAGAACAAGAAAAUUAGAAUCGUAGUCGAUAGCGAAGUUGGUGCAACGGCAAUCAACGACGCGUUGGAGGAGGCCGGUGUCGAGGAGCCUAUUCUCACACUGAUUGACUUGGAUGUUGGACUGCAUCGGACUGGCGUGACCGCAGGCGAGCCUGCCAUGGCUCUGGCGAGACACAUUGGAAAUCUCAAGCAUCUCAACCUGAUUGGUGUGCAGGGAUAUGAGGGCCACCUGCAGCACCUCCACGACCGGGAGGACCGAAAGAGGCAGUGCCUCGAGUCCAUGAAGACGCUGACCGAGACGGCAGAAGCGCUUCGGAAAGCAGGUUUCGGCAUCGAGGUGGUCACAACCGGCGGCACAGGCACCGCUGAAUUCUGCGUUACGGUUCCAGGAGUCACGGAAUUGCAGCCGGGAUCCUUCAUCUUCAUGGAUACGGACUAUCGCAACGCCGUCGGCUCGUUCUACUCCAAUAGCUUAACGCUGUUAGCGACCGUUGUCAGCAAGCAGGGCGAGCGGCAAGUGACGAUUGAUACGGGGCUGAAGUCGUUGACGACGGACAGCGGACUUGCUGAAUGCAAAGACCGACGCUAUACCCACGCCAACCUGGGAGACGAGCAUGGUUCGCUUAGUUGGGAGGAGGAAACUCCCGCCUUGACGGUGGGAGAUCGGGUUGAAAUGGUUCCCAGUCACAUUGAUCCAACGAUUAACCUGCACGACUGGUAUUACGCCCAUCGUAAUGGGGUUAUCGAAGAAAUCUGGUCGGUUGACUCCAGAGGGAAGGUGCAAUAG